UCCUUGGAGCAGGAAGAAACUUUGUCUCUCAAAGCGCUGCUGGAAAAAUGCAUCCCGAUCCAGACUGACUGUGAUCCAGAACCAGUCGGAGACUCAAAGUCCAGAAGAUGGAAGAUCUGGAUCUAAAGAAGGACAGAGCAGAACCUUCAGGAUCCAUCAGUCCAUCUAUGAGGAGUGACUGGUCCAAACCUGAACCUCCAGGCUUCAGUAAUGAACCUGGACCCUCCGACAGAAAAGGGCAGAACCUCAGAGGGAGAGCAGAACCUCCAGGAUCCAGCUGUCCCUCCAUAAGGAGUGACCGGUCCCAAGAUCCUCCUCCAGACUUCAGUACUGAACCUGGACCAUCAGAACCAGAGAGGAGGGAGAGGAGCACUGUUGGUGAGGAGGAGCAGCUGUCCUGCUGUGGUUUGUGUCAGAAGGUUCUGAUGGAUCCGUUCUCCACCAGUUGUGGACACUGGUUCUGCAGAGAGUGCAUCAGGGCAUACGGGGACCAGUCUUCUGGACCCUUGUCCUGCCCCCAGUGUGGAGAAAGACCUAGAGCAGGAACUGGACUGCUGACAGUCAAUCAGAGCAGCUGUGCUCCAGAUGUUCUGCAGGAGGUUCUAGAUGAACAUAAAAUCAGUCUGAGGACAAGAUGUGAAAGUGUGACGGAAGGAAUUGAUGCAACAGGAAGUAGAACCCUCCUCAACAGGAUCUACACUGAUCUCUUCAUCACAGAGGGACAGAGUGAAGAUGUUAACACCCAGCAUGAGGUGAAACAGCUCGAGAGAGUUUCCAAGAUCCAGCAGCUCCAUGGGUCUGCAAUCAGGUGCCACGACAUCUUUAAAGUCUUCCCUGACCAACAUGGAGUCAUCAGAGUGGUUCUGACCAACGGCAUUGCUGGUGUUGGAAAAACCUUCUCAGUGCAGAAGUUCACCCUGGACUGGGCUGAGGGCUUGGAGAACCAAGAUGUCAGUGUGGUGGUUCUGCUUUCCUUCAGGGAGCUGAACUUGAUCAGAGCUGAGCAGCACAGUCUUCUCUCGCUGCUCCACGUUUUCCAUCCAACACUCCAGAAGCUCCCAGCAGAGCAGCUGGUUAAAUGCAAACUUCUCUUCAUCUUUGAUGGCUUGGAUGAAAGCAGAAUGUCACUGGACUUCAACAGCAGUCAGCUGGUUGCUGACGUCACACAGAAGUCAUCAGUCAACGUUCUGCUGACAAACCUCAUCCAGGGGAACCUGCUUCCCUUGGCUCUCAUCUGGAUAACUACCAGACCUACAGCGGCCAAUCAGAUCCCUCCUUCAUCGGUUUCCAGGGUAACAGAAGUACGAGGCUUCACUGACGCCCAGAAGGAGGAGUACUUCAGGAGGAGGUUCAGUGAUGAAGAGCUGUCCAGCAGAGUCAUCUCCCACAUCAAGACCUGCAGGAGCCUCCACAUCAUGUGUGGAAUCCCAGUCUUCUGCUGGAUCACUGCUACAGUUCUGGAGAGAAUGUUGACCUCAGAGCAGAGAGGAGAGCUACCCAAGACCAUGACUGACAUGUACUCACACUUCCUGUUGGUCCAGACAAAGAGGAAGAACAAGAAGUACCAUGGAGGACAUGAGACAAGUCCACAGGAGCUGAUGGAGGCUGACAGGGAAGUUUUUCUGAAGCUCGGGAGGCUGGCGUUUGAACAUCUGGAGAAAGGAAACAUCAUGUUCUACCAAGAAGAUCUGGAGCAGUGUGGUCUKGAUGUCACAGAGGCCUCAGUGUACUCAGGAGUUUGUACAGAGAUCUCAGAGAUCUUCAAAAGAGAGAGUAUGAUCUUCCAGAAAUCAAUCUACUCCUUUGUUCAUCUGAGCAUCCAGGAGUUUCUAGCUGCAGUCUACAUGCUCCACUGUUUCGCCAGCAGGAAGUCAGAGGUGAUCAAGACAUUCCUGGGGGAACAUGACACUCUCAGGUACACAUGGAUGUUCAAUUGGUUCCUGGGAAAACAAUACAUAGAAACAUCUUUAGGUGAGUUCAUGGAGAAAGUCAUGGAGAAAUCCCUCAGCAGUAAAAAUGGCCACCUGGACCUGUUUGUCCGCUUCCUUCAUGGUCUCACUGUGGAGUCCAACCAGAGACUCUUAGAGCAUCUGCUGGGUCAGACAGAGAACAGUCCAGAAACUAUCCAGGCAAUCAUCACCAACCUGAAGAAGAUGAAUACUGAUAGAAUCUCUGCUGACAGAAGCAUCAACAUCUUCUACUGUCUGAUGGAGAUGAACGACCUCUCAUUUUAUCAGGAGAUACAACGGCUGCUGGAUUCAGGGAAGCAGCUCUCAGUGACUAACUGUUCAGCUCUGGCCUACAUGCUGCAGAUGUCAGAGGUUCUGGAUGAGUUGGACCUGGAGAAGUACAACACAUCACAGUAUGGACGUCAGAGACUGAUUCCAGCUGUGAGGAACUGCAGAAAGGCUCGACUUGGUGGCUGUGAACUCCAAAAGGGUGAAUGUGAAAUUGUGGCUUCAGCUCUGAAGUCCAACCCAGAUCUGACUGAAGUGGAAAUAAGUCGGAUCUACAUAGAUGAAUGUGGAGUCUCUGAGAUGAAGAAUCUGCUUGAGAUCCUGGAGAGUUCAGUCAGUAAAGUGAAGAAACUGAGAUUGGACUGCAGUUUGUCAGAGGCCAGCUGGACUUCUCUGUCCUCUGCUCUGAAGUCCAACCCGACCCAUCUGACAAGACUGGACCUGGCCUACACCAACCUGGGAGAUUCUGGAGUGAAGGAGCUCUGUGGUUUUCUACAGACUGAAGGCUGCAGACUGGAGACACUGGGGUUGUUCAGCUGCAGUUUGUCAAAGAUCAGCUGUGAUUAUCUGGCCUCAGCUCUGAAGUCCAACAGCCUCCAUCUGACAGAACUGGAGCUGAGACGCAACGACCUGAAGGAGUCAGAUGUUCAGCAGCUGAAGGAUCUUGUAGAGACUGUAAAGUAAGUAAAUGUUUGUAGUGAUCUCAGAUCUGCUUGUUCUCUCAAUUCAACAGGAAACAACUGAUCAGGUUAAUCUUGGUCACAGCUCUGAGAUCAGUCUGACUGCAGCCUGGAAACCAUCUACUGGAUGUGCUGCGUCACUGACUGCUGCUGGAGAGGCUGGAAACACUCACUGAUCUGAUCUCUCCAUCCUUCUUCUCUCUG
Poecilia reticulata (guppy) is the source of this 3121-nucleotide messenger RNA. The record is from RefSeq and is a predicted model, not a curated record. Lineage: Eukaryota; Metazoa; Chordata; Actinopteri; Cyprinodontiformes; Poeciliidae.